UUGAAAUUGGAUUUUUUUCUCUCCUCCAUUCGUCCAAGAUUCUCACGAGUGUUCAAGAAAUAGUUUGAAUUUUCGUGCGUCGAGACUGUGCUCCUUCCUAAUUCUAUCAAAGGCACGAAGGAAUUUUUGAUCUUACCACCACUAGGCACAGUAGCUCAUGCGCAAGUACUCUCGAGGAUCUCGGCAUGUCAGCCGACCAUAAUUUAGAUCUGGAGGCAAGUAAACCGGGAUAAGCUCCAAGAAGCCGGCCAAGAGUUACCUAAUAUGACCAAUCAACUAUCUGGAAGAUCGUCGAGAAACGGGCGAAAGUCGUCCACCUAUCUGAGCCCUCGUGAACGAACACAAGACGUUCGGACGACGCGAGCUCUUUGGUGUACGUACAAAUGUGUUCUGUGCGUACUCUGUUUCUUACUUAUACUAUCGCUAGGUGAGUGUAUAACGUCUUGGAAGUGAUACAGUGGAGCACUUUUUUGGUUAUCCGGAGACUUGGGAUUCAGGGACAUUAAGGGCGGGACGCCCAGAUCGAAGGGAACGCACAUCUUUGUCUGGACAGUGACUUACAACAGUUCAACGGAGAAGAACAGCAUGUGCAUUAUACACCCCAUUCCUCUCCUGGUGGGGAUGUCCAUUUUGGUUGUGAUUGUGAAUUGUCAGGAGGCUGUCGAGGAAGUGCACAAGAACCCAGGGGAGUUGAUACACGUGUCUCGGAUAUUGCAGAAGCGUGCCUUCACACCCGAUAUCGAUUUCAAGAAAGUCACCGGUAUUUGGGGUCCGGAUGCAUCCAUCUCCUUCACUUAUGUCAUCUUGGCCAAUAAUCUAUUCGCCUUUGCCGGAUGGAUACUUGCGGGUUUUAUUUAUGCUGGGGUGUCUGAAAAUCCGAGUAAGGGAAUCUUCUCAUACUUGUUCGGGCCUCAAGCAACUGCAGUGAACGCUUUCCGUUGUAUCGUCGUUUUCGUCACCAUGUUCGCGGGUCUCUUCCUUAAGACGUUGAUCACCUUAGGGAUGCACACAACCAUGGAGAAAUACAUGGCCAAGACACCCAGUGAUGUGAUGAAAUUUCUCACGCGAGAUGACUUCCUUCGAGAAAUCAUUGGUCGAGGAAUCAUGACCGCAGUGUUCCAGCUUUUGGGCUGGAUCAUCAUCGGAAAAAUUGCCGGAAGCAGGAUCCUCGUGGGUCCGGAAAUGAGCAAAAAGAGGAAGAAGAGACAGACCAUCAGUCGAAUUAGGCCCAAAAAUCCAACGUUAGACCCCAUGUGGGCGAAAGAACAGUAUUUCCAAGACGGGACUGCUAGCUGGGGCAUGGACGUCGGGAAAACGAUGAGUGUUGGAGAUUUCGAUAUCAAGGGCGUUGCGUGAAUGCGGUGGUUCUUCUAAAGGAAUUUGUCAAGAUUGAGAUACUGGCGUGAGUGACCUUAACAUAGUAGAAAAGGUACAAAGAUAAACGUUAUUCAGAGGGAAACCUGAGAAAUGAACGCCUUAUUUGGUGGAUGCCAAAGCUGAUGAUUGGGAGAGAAAAGUUCAAGCCACCAGUGAGAGACAAAGGUCGUCGUGCAAAAGUUGCUUAUGAAAGCAUUAUCUUUUCAUGUGUUUCAGGGUUUAUAACAUAUAUGUAGCAUUAGAUCUCCACUUUGGAUCAGUUUCAUCCCCUUUAUCCCCCAUGGGUAGAAAAGAAGAGAAAGAGUGUAAAUCCUUUUCAAGGGCCUUCAUCAGAUGUAUAAAACCCAAGAGUUGGUACUAAAGCUUCACAGUUAUCUCAAACAACUAACAAACCAACAAUCAUCAUGAGCAAGCUUCAAUCCAUUGCUGUAUUCAUCUUUGUCUUUGGAUAUAUGUGGCAGGGAUCCAACUCUCUUUAUUCUCCCCAACAAUUUGUCGUGGAGGAACCUAGAGCCUCCUUGGUCAGGACCUUCUUGCGAAGUCAUGAGGUGGAACGGCCAGGGAUCUUCUCUGACUUGAAUCUCUGGAUGCAACCCAUUGCCAAUGAAGAGCGUCAUCGUCAACUCAUCAAGAAGGGGGAUCAAACCCGUCAAGAUCAGAUUCGAGCCAUGGAAAACAUGAUCAUUCGAACUGUUCGAGACAAGAAGGUCAUGAACCAGCUCAUUGGAACAGUGGUCAAAGAGAUUAAGGAUAUGAAUCGGGAUCCCAUUGAAAGAUUUGAGGUAGAUCAGGGCAUGGCCAAGCCCGCCAUGUUCUCACGUCAGCUCUCAGACCAAAGUAGAUCUGUAGAACAAGUUGAUGAACCUAUUCCAUUAACAUCCAACAUUGGCUCUCCGGAUUUGAACUCAUUCCAAAGCCCAAUUUUAAGUGUACCAAUGCACCUGCUGAGAGGGGUUUAACACAUGAAUGCGCACUAAGGAAAAAAAACCACCAAGUAGAAGAUUACAGUAUCAAAAGUAUCAACAGAAUUCUGUUUCAUUCCAAACUAUAAACUUAAUUCCAUUUCAAGUACUUCGCCAUUUUUUAAAGCUGUAUAAGAAAUGAGUCGUUGUUUCAUCUAUGAAGGCAAAAAUACUCAUAUUAUGUUCAUGUGUAACCACGUUUUAUCAAAGCCAUUGAAUUCAGAGGAAAAUAAAAACUUCAUCCAUAAACCAUUGCGCCACUCAUUUCAACCAUUUGGAUUUGAUUCGCAAAAUUCGGGUUUUUUUUC
Tigriopus californicus is the source of this 2647-nucleotide messenger RNA. RefSeq lists its product as uncharacterized. The coding region runs from base 586 to 1356 and encodes 256 amino acids. The record is from RefSeq and is a predicted model, not a curated record. The transcript has 4 exons. NCBI's taxonomy places the organism in Eukaryota, Metazoa, Arthropoda, Copepoda, Harpacticoida, Harpacticidae.